Messenger RNA from Cutaneotrichosporon oleaginosum, 2181 nucleotides. RefSeq lists its product as uncharacterized. NCBI's taxonomy places the organism in Eukaryota, Fungi, Basidiomycota, Tremellomycetes, Trichosporonales, Trichosporonaceae. The record is from RefSeq and is a predicted model, not a curated record.
AAUCAACACCGCGUCAAACCCUGAACCAUCCCAUUCAACCGCGCCUUCCCGCUCUUUCCCACCCAGCGCGCGUUCACCCCCUCCCACCCACCACCACCACUGUCGACAAUCGUUCACCAUCACCAUGGACGAGUCUUUCCAGAACUACUGCAUCGUCUGCGACUGUCUUAUCGCUCCCCCACUACCAGGACCAGAGGAGAAGAAGCCUCUUUCGGCCACUGGUGGCAAAAAGCGGGCAGCCGGAGCCAUUAGGAUCAAGAACCCCGAUGGCACCACCACAACCCGCACAGCAAACGGCGUAAAGACGACGACGACGACUACUACUACCCGGCCCUUUCCUCGGCCCGCUCCUCGUCUCGCAGCGAAUGCCGCUGCCCUCGGCCCAAACCCCGCAAAGGUUGUCCCGAAGGCACCAGCACCCGCACCACCAUCCGCCACCCAGCCUCCAGCACUCACCACCUCCCUCUCCUCCUCCGGUAGCGGUGGCGACAAUGUUCCUUCCCCUUCCCCAAAGACCAACACUGUCAAGACGGUUACUCCACCGCGUCCAGAACCGUUUGUGUCGAGCAUUUACUGCUCGCGUGCAUGCGCAGACAAGGAUGCAGGGUCGUCAUCCGCCAACGCUCCAGAUCUCUGCCGCGCUCUCGGGUAUGGCAUCACCUUGUCAGAUGCCCUAGUUGCCGCCGGGCUGCGUGUUUCGCCCCACAUGGCCCCAGCAUCUCCGCUUCUCGGAUCGGACACCGAUUCGUCAACCGGACUUCGCGGAGGCCCCAGAACCCCCGACGCUCCUGGCGCGAGCUCGGUGCCCAGGACGCUCGAAUUCUUCCGACUGGCCCGUGACUCGCCCGAUGACGCAUGGCGCGAGAGCCGCACUGCGCGCCCUCAGCUCGACGCAGCCAUUGUUCAACAGCAGAUGAUGCGCCAGCGUUCCUCUGGGCCCCACUCGGCUUCGGGCACGUCGAGCGACUCUCUUGCUUCGCUUUGGACCGGUGACCAGGACAGCAACCCCAGGCGUUCUUCCUCCAACGUUGGCUCGCUUUGUGCGAUGACGCCGUUGCACGCCCCCACCCCAGACAGCACUGGCAGCAGCGCCCGGCGGUCCAUGUCGUCGUCGUCGGAUGGCUCGGGUAUCCAGCGCCCGGCUCUGACUCGGUCUACGCUUAGCCACACGUCGCUUGGCGGCCUCAGCUCACCUGCCAUUAAUGCCGCAUAUCAAGAGGUUGGCUCGGCCCCCUCGCACACUGCCUGCCUCAUGCAGUCGUACGCUUCGGCAUUCCCUGCGCGUGACGGCGGUGCCAUGUCGCCACCCCUCAUUUCGGGCUCUGCUACUCCCGACAGCCGCAGUGCGAGCGUCGCGAUCGCCCCGGUCCCGCAGCGCUCCACAUCUGGCACGAUCCGCGCCAUGCGGGCUCGCCAGGGAUCGACCGGUGCUACUUGGGACAGCUUUGGUCGCGCCGAGAUUCGCGAGCGUGCGCGUCGCAACACUGGAUCGUCCGAGUCGGGCUUUGUCGUCGGCUCUCUCCCGCAGUCGCCCGACCCAGAGCGUCGUGGUCGCCUCAACUCGUACACUGAGGUGACACCCAAGCAGUCGUUUGAGAUUGAGCACGGCGGUUGGCAGAUUCGGUACAUGAAGCCCGAUCAGCAGCCGCAGACUCCGCGCAGCUCGAGAAGCCGCAGCCGCUCGCGCGACCCUGUCUCCCGCCACCCUCUGGCCGCAUCGCCGGUGCCAGCUGUUUCGACUGCUCUCCCUCUGCCGAUUCCUGUCCGCGCUCGUCCCGGUCCGAGUACGCUUGCGUCCUCCAGCUCGACGGCCCGCAGCCGCACGCCCCAGGUUAAUGGUACGCCGCUUGCAUCCCGUGGACCCAGCUCCGCCGGGUUCUCACCCGCUGGCUCGCGCUACGGUUCGUCGGCUGCGCUUCCCGAGAUCGCUGCGCUUCACAUCAGCGCGGCCCCUAGUUCGCUCAGCCUUGCGGCCACCGCCCUCUCGGCUACGGUUGCGACCGCCGCGGCAACCUCGACCUCGACUCCCUACUCGGCGUCUCCUCGCCUGUCUGGCUCGAUCCCGCGCCCCGGCUUUGACUGGGAGAAGCGUACCGAGCACCGCACGUACGAGCUGCCCAAGGGCGUCGUGCAGAACCCGAACAAGGGUUUGUUCUACUUCAACGUCUAAGCAAUCGAUUA